UUUGUACCUUCACGUCGCUCUUCUCCUGGUACCUCAGGACCUAAUUCAAAUAUACCUGCUUAUGCACCAGGCAUGUUUCCUGGUCAUCCUUCAAAUUAUCAUCCUGGAAUACCUUAUAAUACUCACGUUACCCAAUCAAACACUGGAAUGACUUUACCUUAUGUAUCUCAAGGCUAUUGCAUUUCUUCUCCAAAUAUUUUUCAUAUCCCAAAUCCUGCUCCCACAUUGCCUUAUCCUACACUUUCCCAUGUACCUUUCCUCUUUACUGUUGCAUCUAAUACUGCUAGAACUGCUUUUUUGUAUAAUAAUCCUAAAGGUAUUGGAACAUGGCAUCGAACUCCAGAUCCUAUAUUUAUUUCCAGUCCACCAAGGGCGCAAAGAUUAUUACAUUCAACAACCUAUAUCAAGUAUAUUGAAGGUUUACAAGCAGAAAAUAAGCAUAUCAGUAAUUGGGAUGCCCAAUUGAAAGCAACUAGAGAAAACACAACUCUGAGUGAUGUCAGUCGUCUUCCCAUUCACUGGUUAGCCAAUGGAGCAGGAAAUCACGGAAAUGUUGUAAAUGCACUGUGGGCAUUAAGAGACUUUAUGCUGAAAGAUGCGUUAAAUAUUUCCAAAAUUUUAUAGUUGUUUAAAUCAUAUCUGUUUAUUUAUAUAUCAAGCCAUCCUUUGUGACUAAUAUUUCCAUUUCAUAUUGCUCUCAAUAUUUGAUGGAAAAUCAAAAACUUUGCUCUGAAAGAAGCAAAUUAUUUCACUUUUUAAAAAAAUCAUCUGAAAAAACUCAUUUCAUACUUGUAUUUUAAUGUCAGAAUCUCAGUUCCUGUUUCUAUACGAAGAAUAAUUAUAAAUUGUAGCAGUUGUGUCAUAUUUCAUUUGUUUAUCUCCAUUUUAUAUGUACAAGACAAAUAAAUUGUUGAUUUGUA
Centruroides sculpturatus (bark scorpion) is the source of this 920-nucleotide messenger RNA. Its product is annotated as protein polybromo-1-like. Gene Ontology annotation, biological process: chromatin remodeling. The transcript has 5 exons. Gene Ontology annotation, cellular component: RSC-type complex. Lineage: Eukaryota; Metazoa; Arthropoda; Arachnida; Scorpiones; Buthidae. Bases 73 to 624 code for a protein of 183 amino acids. The record is from RefSeq and is a predicted model, not a curated record.